This is a messenger RNA of Hyposmocoma kahamanoa, 977 nucleotides long. Its product is annotated as trypsin, alkaline C-like. Gene Ontology annotation, biological process: proteolysis. NCBI's taxonomy places the organism in Eukaryota, Metazoa, Arthropoda, Insecta, Lepidoptera, Cosmopterigidae. Bases 391 to 798 code for a protein of 135 amino acids. Gene Ontology annotation, molecular function: serine-type endopeptidase activity. The record is from RefSeq and is a predicted model, not a curated record. The transcript has 7 exons.
UAUUUAAUUUAAACUAAUAUAAUUUUACAGAUAAUUGCGGGAGGGACUCUAGUAUGUGGAGGAACACUGAUCACAGUACAAAACGUUCUUUCCGCAGCGCGAUGCUUCUUUGAAAGGACCCAAGUAAUUAGCACCGAUGAUUUGAAUGUACGCGCUGGAACCACGGACAAUAAUUCGGGCGGGACAAUUAUCCCAGUAUUACGUCUAGUUGUACAUGAGCGAUAUAUUGUACAUGAGGGAUAUAACAAUCCCCUACGUGAUAAUGACAUCGCUGUCUUGCGAACGUCUUCACAGUUCACUCUGGGCCCCAAAAUCGGUUUAGCCUAUAUACCCUAUCAGGAUGAUGACGUGCUUGAUGAUACUCCAUUGGUAAAACUUGGAUGGGGAACCAUGUCGGUGACUGGAACCCAAAUGUCGUCUGUUCUGAGGCAGGUGGUUCUGCUGAAGGUUAAUCGGACAGUAUGCAUUGAGAGGUACGAACUACUCGUAGACACAUACAACAUCACUGACAACAUGAUGUGCGCUGGUAUGCUAGAUUACGAAGUUCCGGCGGGUGCUUGUCGUGGCGAUUCUGGCGGUCCAGUGCAUUUCAUUAACGAUAUUGUGGUAGGAAUUGUGUCAUGGGGACAUGAAUGCGGACACCCACGCAUCCCCGGCGUGUUCAUGCGUGUGGCCAGAUAUAGUGACUGGCUUAAUACUACGGUGACAUAUAUCAACGGGAGUUCAUCUGUGAGUGAAUCGAGAAUAAUUCUAUUGUUCACACUCAUCUGUGCAAUGCUCCACUGGCAGUCACGCUAGGCAAAAUUUAAUAUGUACCUAUAUCAUGAUCUAUAUAUCCCAUUUUACAAGUUUUUAUAUGUUGUUUGAUUUUUACAUUUUAUUUUAUGUAUAUUUAAUGAUUCUGUUUGAAAUGUUUAUAACUUAAAGAGAACAUAAGUACAUGAAUACUUUUAUGAAACAUAUCGAUAAUUAAAUUC